GUGGUGCUCGCGCUCCCGGCGGCACCGAGGGCGGGGUGCGAUGGCGGCUGUCGUGGGGUUUGCGUCCGCGCCGGCCUCUCCCGCCGUGAGCGAGCUUUGCCAGAACAGGCGGGACAUUUUCCUGGAGGCUUCUCGGCUGCUCCUCACCUACGCGGACAACAUCCUCCGGAAUCCUUAUGAAGAAAAAUACAGGUUAAUUCGAAUUGGAAAUCCAGCAUUUUCCACGAGGCUGUUGCCUGUCAGAGGAGCAGUUGAAUGUUUAUUUGAGAUGGGAUUUCAAGAGGAAGAAACUCAUCUGGUUUUCCCUAAGGAAGCUUCAAUUGAACAGCUACGUAAAAUCAGAGACUUAAUUGCUGGAGAGAGGAGUAGCAGACUGAAUGAGUCAAAUCAAAUCCAUAGAUCAGGAUCCUCUGAAACUGUAGCCAGCACUCGGACAGUUGCACAUCAGCCUUCAAGACCUGCUGAGUCUGUUCUUGCCCCUGCCCAUCAGCAGCCAGAAGCAUCACUUGUGCAGUCUCUUGAAAUGGCUGCAAAUAUCUUGAAAACACUUCAAACAAAAUUCGAGCAUCUUGUAUUGAUGUAUGAGAAUCCUUCUAUUCAGCAGAAAGCACUAGCUUCAAUUCCCCUUCAGCAAUUGAAAAGAAAAGCUCAGAAAAAGCUAGCGCAAGCUACAAGACUGGACAAAGGUGCACAUGUGAAUGAAGAGGAUUUCUUACUGUUGGAGCUCUUGGACUGGUUUAAGAAUAACUUUUUUCACUGGGUAAAUAAUCUUCCCUGCAGCAGGUGUGGUGGGCAGACAGAGCCUAAAAGUGACUAUCUGUUGCCUGUUGACGAUGAGCUAAGGUGGAAUGCCAGUAGAGUGGAAAAUCAUUACUGCAGCCAGUGUCAGUUGUGUAAUAGAUUCCCAAGGUACAACCAUCCUGAAAAACUUCUGGAAACCAGAUGCGGACGCUGUGGCGAGUGGGCUAACUGUUUUACACUAUGUUGCAGAGCUGCAGGGUUUGAAGCUAGAUACGUCUGGGACUGUACAGAUCAUGUGUGGACUGAAGUAUAUUCUUCAGUUCAGAAAAGAUGGCUUCACUGUGAUCCCUGUGAAAAUGUCUGUGAUAAGCCUCUUCUCUAUGAAACUGGGUGGGGAAAGAAGCUUUCCUACAUAUUUGCAUUCUCCAAAGAUGAGGUUGUUGAUGUCACCUGGAGAUACAGCUGUAAACACGAAGAAGUACUUUCUAGAAGGACAGCCCUCAGUGAAGCUACGCUACGUGAAACAAUUAACGCACUGAAUAGAACGAGGCAACAGUCUUUGUCUGAAAAUAGAAGAAGAGAGCUCUUGGAAAGAACAAUUGUGGAGCUUGUUGAAUUCAUUUCUCCUAAAACGCCUAAACCCGGAGAAUAUGGUGGAAGGACAUCAGGUUCAAUGGCUUGGCGAGUAGCCAGAGGUGAAAUUGGUCCAGAGAAAAGAAAAGAAGUAAUUUUCAUUCCCUCUGAAAAAGAGAAGACAUCUAAACUCUUCCACCUCAUCUACAAUAUAGUAGAAGAUAGUUAUACACGGGUUUCCAGUAAUAAUGAAAAAAUAAGUGGUUGGGAAGCAGGUGUUUGGAAGGCAGAGUCUAUCUGGAGAAAGGUUGAAACAGAUUGGAAAAUGGUGUAUUUAGCCCGCAAAGAGGGGUCAUCCUCUGCUUCCAUCAGCUGGAAGUUUGAGUGCAAGUCAGUCAAUCUAAAAAUAGAUAACAUUUCAGUGAGGACAAGCAGUCAGACAUUUCAGAGUGGAAGAAUAAAGUGGAGGCUUUGCUCUCCAGCAGCGGAAAUUGAACUAAUAGGAGAUAAAAAUCUUUGCUCCUACUCAGAUUUUUCUGGUGCAACGGAAGUUACAUUGGAAGCAGUUCUAGAUGGAGGGAAUGGUGAAGCUGCAUGGCAACACACGCAGCUAUUUAGAGAGAGCUUAACAGGAAGUGGAGAAAAUUGCUUAGAGAUGAUUAUAAAACUCAGUGACCUCUGAGAACCUGAAAUGAAGAAAUGCCCUUUGAAUUCCUUGAAGUCCUUAUACCAUGGAUACAACAUACGAAGAUUUGGUCGUCAGUUCUUGUUCAUCCUGAUGAACAGAUAUUUUCUGUUUCACUUUCACUGCUCCCAUUUAACCAACUUGAAACUGCACUUGAAACUUCAUUUAACCAACUUGAAUAGGUAAACAUCACAAUGAAAACCUCUUUGCUUUAAAACCAAACAGCACCAGAAUUAAGGGAUUGAACCAUUAAAUGCCUUUCCUUAAACUUUAUAAUGAAAAGGAAACAUGUUUUUAGGAAGCAAAACAUGGUCACAGAGCAAUUGUAAUUUAUUUUAAUUUGGAGAUUUGGGAUUGGCUAGCUGGGGUAUUUUUUAGUUUGAGGGGGGUUGUUUUUUCUUUUUAAUAUAUAAUCUCCUUGGAAAAACAAUUUUAAUU
Messenger RNA from Pezoporus flaviventris, 2437 nucleotides. It is a transcript of the gene NGLY1, whose product is annotated as N-glycanase 1. The transcript is spliced from 12 exons. The record is from RefSeq and is a predicted model, not a curated record. Gene Ontology annotation, cellular component: cytosol; nucleus; cytoplasm. NCBI's taxonomy places the organism in Eukaryota, Metazoa, Chordata, Aves, Psittaciformes, Psittacidae. Gene Ontology annotation, molecular function: peptide-N4-(N-acetyl-beta-glucosaminyl)asparagine amidase activity. The coding region runs from base 41 to 1996 and encodes 651 amino acids. Gene Ontology annotation, biological process: glycoprotein catabolic process; protein quality control for misfolded or incompletely synthesized proteins; protein deglycosylation.